Colletotrichum higginsianum IMI 349063 is the source of this 1002-nucleotide messenger RNA. RefSeq names its product Rta1 domain-containing protein. The transcript has 3 exons. The coding region runs from base 1 to 1002 and encodes 333 amino acids. NCBI's taxonomy places the organism in Eukaryota, Fungi, Ascomycota, Sordariomycetes, Glomerellales, Glomerellaceae. Gene Ontology annotation, cellular component: membrane. The record is from RefSeq and is a predicted model, not a curated record.
AUGGCCGACAACAGCACAACGACGGAGGGCGCUUCUACCGGGUUCACCUUCUAUCACUAUGACCCGUCCAUGGUGGCGGCGACCGUCUUCAUCAUCGUGUUCGGAGUCUCGGGCAUACUGCAUAUCUGGCAACUGUGCCGGCGCCGGACGUGGUACUUUAUUCCCUUCGUCAUCGGUUGCGUUUUCGAAGCAGUUGGUUACGUAGGCCGAGCCAUGUCGGCAACAGAAGCACCCGAUUACACCAAGAACCCCUACAUCAUCCAGUCGAUCCUCCUGCUGCUCGGACCGGCGCUGUUCGCCGCGUCCAUCUACAUGGUGCUGGGCCGGUUGAUCAACCUCCUCGACGCCGGCCACCACUCGUUGAUCAGACCGAAAUGGCUGACCAAGGUCUUUGUGCUUGGCGACGUCCUGUCCUUCUUCGCCCAGAGCGGAGGUGGCGGCAUGCUCGCAACGGCCAAGGACCGCGACUCAGUCAAGAAGGGCGAGAACAUCAUCGUCGGCGGCCUCGGCAUCCAGAUCCUGUUCUUCGGCUUCUUCAUGAUCGUCACCCUCGUCUUCCACAUCCGCCUCGCCCGCAACCCGACGCCCAAGACCCACACGGUCCAGACGCCCUGGAAGGGCCUCCUCUGGGUCCUGUACGGCAGCAGUCUGCUGAUCAUGGUCCGCUCGCUGUUCCGCGUCGCCGAGUACGUCGAGGGCAAGGAGGGCGAGCUGCAGUCCAAGGAGAUGUACAUCUACAUCUUCGACGCGCUGCUGAUGGGCAUCACGGCCUUGCUCUUCAACUGGUUCCACCCGAGCCGCGUCAUCAACGCCGAGGCGACCGGCCUGAAGCAGGUGACGAGCUCCGAGGUGCUCAACGAGGGAUACCUGAUGGAGAGCGGACAGUACCGCAACCCGCACCAGCAAUACCCGCCGCAGCACCAGCAGCACCAGCAUUACCCCCAGAACGAGCGGUACGAGCCUUACCAGGGAGCCGGCGGCCAGCAGGGCUUUCGCGGGUGA